Chara braunii is the source of this 4234-nucleotide messenger RNA. Lineage: Eukaryota; Viridiplantae; Streptophyta; Charophyceae; Charales; Characeae. The record is from the annotation of a GenBank genome assembly.
UGGGCGGCCAUAGCUGGGAGUGAUAGCUGGGAGUGAUGAGGAAGAUAAUUUGUGGGCGGCCAUAGCUGGGAGUAAUGAGGAAGACAGUUCAGUUACUCGUGUUAAUUGCUGAUUCUAAUUCGUAUGUCAUGUGUCUGGACCCCCCCGACUCCGAUAGAGGAGAAGGUACAGGAGACACAAACGACCCGUGCACAGGGAUGGGUGGACGACGCGGGUUGGAAGAGGGUGGGGAAGAAAGGAGGGAAAGGUGGGAAAGAAGCCUGGGUCCAAAAACAACAGAUGGAGCCCGGACUGUCGCGGGACGACACUGGUUGCUCCGGCGGCAUCCCGGGCCCCGCUGUCGGGCGGUACAUCAGGGAGGAGGAAGUGGUGGAUGGCACUGGGACCCACCAAAAGCAACCCGCCCCAGCAGACCAGCGACAAGAGAAACCACAGAGCGGGUCUGAGGUUGCAAGGGGGGAGAGCGGAAAGGAAAGGAUGCUGCGUCAAGAGAUCACCAACAACCCCCCUAAACAGUUGGGACGAGAGUAUGCAAGGAAACAGCAGGAGAGUCAAGUGGGGGUGGGUGAUAUGGAGGUGGAAGCGGGGCAACAGAAACAACAGAGCGGGCCUGAGGCUGCAAGGGGAAAGAGCGGAGAGAAAAUGACGCCAGUAAUGCGAGAAGAGAUCACCAACAACCCCCCCAAACAGUUGGAACAAGAAUGUGCAUGGAAAAAGCAAGGGGGUCAAGUAGGGGUGGGUGAUAUGGAGGUGGAAGUGGGGCUGAAGGGGGAAGGAAACUCGGCGCAUGGAGAAGGGUUAACAGAGGGGAGCGUUCCUGGGGGACUGCCGAAAGACGCUGAUCCCUUCCAUGCAGCCUUUGACCCAGAACCGAUGGAAGUGGACCCCCUUCCGACAAGAGCAAUGAGACGUUCUUCCCAAGGCCUGCCUCCCUCCGAUGGAGCUCUGCUCUUGGAGUUCGAGGAGAUGGUGGAUGCAUUGCUGCAGGAAGCCGCAGUCGAUGAUCAAGCCUCAUCUCUAUCGCUACUCGAAAACCGACAAUUGGGGGGCACCCUAACUUCAAGAAAGGAUAGUCUUUUCACGAAGGGUGCGGCGACGACUACGCGUUUCUACGAUGUCGGAGACGUGGGGGAGGAGGAGGAGGAGGAGGAUGCAGAAGAAGCUAUCGAGCGGAUGACGAGAGAGCUGGAGGAGACAAUGGAUAGGGUGCACCAUCUGGAGCAAGGCUUGAAGAACAUUGACAUGGAGAUCACCAGCCUGCAGCAUGCAUUGCCGGAGGGGGUUGGAAGCCUUGAGAGGGAGAGUGAUUCUGACGUCAGACGGCUGAUGCAUGCAUUUUCUAGCCGCGAGCGCCAGGUUGUCAAGCUCGCGAAAACCGUCGAGGACUCCCGGGCACGAGUGUCCAGAUUGAGGGCUGUUGUUAACGGGUUGGGGGAUCGCGAAGAAAAGGUGAAGCGGGAACUAGCAGCGAUCAAGUUGGUAAUCCCAAAGCUGGAGAGAGACCUGUUAGCAGUGGCAAAGGAUACCUCAGAGGUCGAAAAGGCGCAUGAGAUGAAAGUGGUUGAGCUGCGACAAAGAGUGGAGAAGAUAGAGAAACGUGGAAAAGCGAGGGAAGAAAGGGUAACGAAUGCGUUGGAAGGAUUGAAGAAACAAAUGAAAGAUCUGGAAGAGGAGAUAAAGAUGAGAAAGGAGCAUUCGGCGAUGUUGGAGGCAGAGGUGGAGGCAAAGCACGAAGUCGAGGCAAAAGCAAAAAGCAUCAGAUGUGUCUGGGAGAAGCUGGAAGAGGAGAACAAGCGACUGAACGACGAUAUCGAACGAGCUGAGCAGCGACUAGCGCGUCUUCAGCCAGACAUGUUGAGGCAACUGACAAUGGAAGGCGAACAGAGGAUUGUUGCUGCGCGACAAGAACAAUUGGAGUUGGAAUAUCAGAUUGAAUCUCUACACGAUAGCCGAUUUGACGAUGUCCAAGAAGUGAUGUACCUUAGGUGGGUAAACGCCUGCAUGCGGCAUGAGCUUACAGUACACAAAUGGAGGCCAGGUGAUCCGGAGAUAACGGUCCGGAGGGAUUCGUUAGGCGAUGGAUCGCCGUCGUCCAUUGAUCUGGAUAUGGAUGAUCAUGCUAUCAACAGUUUGAUUGUCGAAGAGGAGGACGAGGGUCGUGCGAAGGCAACACGAGGGGGAGGAGGAGGAGCGGGGGGUAGCGGGGAAAGGCAUCCUGAGAGAGAGAGAGUGGAUGGAAGAAGUGGAGAAAAGCGGCGUGCAGACGGGAGGCGCUCACAGAGGUUCUCAGAGGACGCGGCGGAGCAGGGCGGUGCUGCAGUGGAAGACCAAGGCAUGGUAGCAGCAGCUGCGGAUUCUAGAGAACCACAAAGCUCCGACGGAGCUGCCAAAAGGUCUCCUGACAAGAAGGACAAACCGGUGAAAACAGGGAAUGCGGCUGGCUCUGUGGGGUCUGCUGGUAGUUUGGCGAAGGAGAACAAGGAGAGAAAGACGCGGCCAGUUGUUAAGAGAUUGAAAAUUCCAGCAAAAGGGCAGGAUGUUGAUGAAAAUGACAAACAGAUGAUGAAGGGUCCAUCGGGUGCUGCGUUGGAGAAUAGGGUGGGUGGGAAAACCAAGGAUGCAUCUGACGAUAGGCUGAAGCCGAGGAAGCUACGCCCACCCCCAAAGCCGUCCGAGCGACCAGGAGUUGGUCGUCCAGGUAGUGACCCUGUUGAUUCAGCAGCGUGUAACGUGCCAAGCUCUGGGGCAGUCGGCCGACCUCUCCCACCACCACUGGCGCCGCCGCCGCCUCUGCCGUCAUUGCCUCAAACUGGCAGCGAGGGAGCAUCUGGUCCUGGUCUCCUUCUUUCCGUACCCCCACCGCCUCCGAUUGCGGGAUCCAAUGGCAUGAAGCGGGGACUCGGGAUGGCACAAGGGCAUGGGAUGAAGGAUGCUGCCAUUCAGAGGGCACCAGAGGUGGUGAGACUUUACCAGCUGCUUAUGAAGAGGGGUGCCGGUAGAGAUGCUUCCACCACGACCGUCCAGAAAGGGGCACUGCAGAAAGGAAAUCCAAGGGGACAGCUCAUUGAAGAGAUGGAGAGCCGGUCUGCAUACCUUAUGGCGAUCAAGGAGGAUGUGGAAACGCAAGCAGAAUUUGUUAACAAACUUGUGGAGGAGAUUCACAAUGCGGAGUAUGCUGUUAUUGAGGACAUUCUACUCUUCGUGGAGUGGCUCGACUCUGAACUGUCUUAUCUGGUCGAUGAGCGUGCAGUGCUGAAGCAUUUCGAGUGGCCUGAAGUCAAAGUUGAUGCCCUCAGGGAGGCAGCAUUCGGUUUCAGGGAUCUACAGAGGCUAGAGAAGGACAUACUGGACUUCGACAUCGACGAGUCCCUCGCGUGUGAGACAGCUUGCAAGAGGAUCCAGUCGAUGCUGCAGAAAGUGGAAUCUAUGGUCUACGGUCUUCUGCGUGCGCGUGACAUGCUAAUCCGGCGAUUCCAGGAGUUUGCGAUCCCCACCUACUGGUUGCUGGACAGCGGCAUGAUUGGAAAGGUGAAGCGAGCAACCUUGAGUCUUGCACGCCUUUACAUGCGCAGAGUAUCUGGAGAGUUGGAGGGCUAUGAGGAGGACAUUCAGGAUGAUCCUUCUCGCCAAUUGCUGAUUUUAGAGGCUGUUCGAUUCGCAUUUCGUGUGCAUCAGUUUGCUGGAGGAUUCGACGCUGAGAGUAUGGAGGUCUUCGAGGAGUUGCGCUGUCAUGCUAACUUGUCCACUCGGAAAGUGGGAUGAUGACGGCGGUACGCUCGUCUUCGUCAUCCAAUUCCACUUUUGUUGCUGCUUCGGAAAAACGCCAAGCCCGUGCAAGAGAGGGUGAACUCGGUGAGGACUCGGUGAAGUACACUCACACUCGCAGUGGUUAUAGGCUUAUAUCAUAUGACAAGUCCUUUUCCAGACUCUAAAGUCAACAAAAAGUUGGUGACGGUUGACCAUCGACCGUAUGCAGAUACGAGUUAUGAACAAGAAAAUAUCGACUUGUUAUCUUGUCGCCGGUACGCACAGGAGGACAAGGGGAAAGACCAGUUUGUUCCAGGAGUGAGUUCCUGUGGGUCUGAAGCACACUGACCAUUCGUAGUGCUGCCAUGUGGCACUGCAUUGUCAGCAGGUGAUUGGAGACGAUGAAUUCAAUUUGGAGGAGGCAGAAAAUGUAGAAGCGUUCGGCGAACCAAAAAUGGUUCUGCCUCAACAAAUAGAAAGGAUACGC